Messenger RNA from Galleria mellonella (greater wax moth), 2277 nucleotides. RefSeq lists its product as uncharacterized. The coding region runs from base 204 to 1826 and encodes 540 amino acids. The record is from RefSeq and is a predicted model, not a curated record. NCBI's taxonomy places the organism in Eukaryota, Metazoa, Arthropoda, Insecta, Lepidoptera, Pyralidae. Gene Ontology annotation, biological process: cell surface receptor protein tyrosine kinase signaling pathway; intracellular signal transduction. The transcript is spliced from 6 exons.
CUCAAUUUACCGCGACGCACUCGACACAGCUCUUGUCAGCAGUGCACACCGCUCCUACGGGUUUCUUUGACGUAUUUAAUUGGAUUGGAAGAGAUCACGUUGUAUUAAGUUCAGUGUGUGCCAAUGGGAUGUAGAUUUUGGUGAUUAUUUUGUUGGUGGAGUGAUUAAUCAGGUUGAAACCAGCGAAUAGAUAGACAAUACAGAUGGAGAAGUUGACUUUAAAGAAGAUAGAAGAACUGAACGUGGAUCAUAUAGUGAAAUUAUUAGACAGAGCAGAUCUUACAGAGUUUGCGGAGUUCGUUAAAGAAAGAAAUAUAGACGGAAGGAAACUCUUGGAUGUCACCGAGGGAAUCGUCAAAUUAUGGAGGCCCAGUGUCAAUGCUAAAAAAUUCAUAUUGUUCAUUGAAGAGUUUAAACUCAAGCCAGAUAAGUAUCUUGAAAGACCGGAGAAAGAUGUAGACGUUAUAAGACAUAUGGAAUCUAAAAACAUUUCUAUAGAAUGCCAGUAUCAAACUGUGCCUGCUAGACGAAUAAGGGAAGACAAUAUGGCAUCGACAACAUUAUCCAGUGUUGAAGAAUUAUUGAAAAAAUUGGUGCCAGCAAAGAGUUUCUUAUACCGGAAUCAGCCAAGGACAAUCGAGAGAUCUGUGCCUUCUUAUAUGCCCAUGGAUGGUGGUCCGAAAAAACCGAAACGAUUCUUCAGGUUAAGUUCUUACGAGUAUCCACAUUUCGAUUUAUGGUCAAGAACUUCAAAACACGAGACUUUCGACGAUAGAGGGUAUUACUCUGUAAAAACGAACAAUAGGUACUUCAUACAAAAAACCUACAAGAGACAAGAUUCGAAAACCAAAUAUAAAUCGUUGUCGACUGCAGAAGAGUUUAACGAGAAACUACCGGAAGACCAUUUUUACGAAGACCUUUGUUACAGUGACAUGAAUAAUAGUGAAAAUAAAACAGAAAAUGCGAAUUUUAAUCAAGUUACAUCCGUGAAACCUUGUAUGGUGAAAAUACAAGAACUGUUUCAGUCUUUCAAAAUGCCUUUUUUUCGGAAAAAUGAAAUAGUGAGUGGUGACAAAAGUGGUGUGGAGGAUAAAACUGAGACGGUAAUUGAAACAAAUGUGUAUGAGAACAGUGACAGUGCUACUAAUAUGUAUGACUCAAUACAUGUUGUUAGGCCAGUCAUCGACGGAAGUAAUACAGAAAAGAAUGAGUGCAAGUUGCCCGUAGAAGACUAUCUAGAGCCAGUGCAGUUGAAUAAGGACUACUGUGACGUCACAGUGAGGGAGAGGGACGACUCGUUGCUCGGGUACAUCAUGAGCAUCUUUGAUAACAGAUUUGGCUUCAGACGAGAAACAAACGAUGCAGCUCAAUACGACGACGAGGAGAAGGCUGCGUGCACACCGAGCGAGGAGGGUCGCAAGGAACGACCGCGGACCAACAUGGCCGGCCGGCCCCUCCCCGUGCCGGUCGAGAACGAGCCCUACUACAUGAACAUAGACCGGGCCGAGGCGGAGAAUCUGCUGAUGGGACAGCCUGAUGGGAUGUUCAUACUGAGGCCGUCUAGCCAACCAACUCACGCGUAUACACUCAGCGUGGCAUGUUCCAAUGCGGUCCACAAUGUGGGGGUACGACGGCGUCCGGAUGGUCGCCUAGCACUAGGUUUCCCCAGACGUGGAGAGCGUAGCUUCGCGAGUGUGACGUCACUGCUUCGCCACCACCGCCGGCGGAGAUUACUGCUAGUGGCAGCAGGGGGCGUUAUCGGAGCCACCACGCUUACUGAGACACCGCAUUAUUACCAGACUCCCAGUAAUUUGCCUGUCCUGUAAUAUGUAGGUUUAACAAAAUAUUACUAUUAUUACAUGUUCGGUAAUAUGUUGUGUUGUAAUGUGUUGUAAAUUGGACUUCCAUUUUCGUGCUAAGUCUCUCUAAUUUGAGCGUUUAUAUGUGUGAGUCACGCCUAAUAAAGUCAACCAAGUUUCGCCCAGAAGCACAGAAGCUUCCUGGUAUCAUCACAGGCUUCACGGAGCAACCUCACUGUUCCGAGAAUUUCUAAACGUUGAGGUACCACAACUGUACAUUCUAGAAUUACGUGAGCAGCCGUUUCUUCGGCAUCAAACAGUCUCGUAUUAAAGGGCUUUCUAAGGCCCCCUUUAUGUAUAAGUAUUUAAGGGGCAAUGGUACGUUAUGAUCCCUAUUAUUAUGUUAUGCCUUAUCUAGACAUAAUAAAUGUUAUAGCAGUCGUUGAUUCAACGCUAGCACGAUCUUUUUUGAUUAACU